CUCAAACAAAAAAUGAAGUGGAACUUGGAAUCUCAGAAGAAGUCGAAAGCGUGAGAGCCUUUCUCAGAUGAUGGCCUUGCAACUCUUCCCCGCUUCUCUUCACCCAAUCUCGAACCCUUCUUCUUCAUCAUCAUCAUCUCGAUCAAAACAGAGACACCUCCUUCUCCAGCUCUCUCCUCCUCGCCUCCGUUCUGACCGUAGCCAAAGCGGUGUCACCGAAAACGACAGCGAUCCUUCUUCCUCAGGUUCUUCAUCAUCAUCAGUACGCACACAGUUAGAUCUCCUCGAACAGCUUACUUCCACCAGCGACGGUUACUUGAGUGAUGGUGGUGGUGGUGGCUUGAGGGGACUCACAGUGCGUGACCAAUUGGCUAGUCUUGUUGGUGACAGAGACGAUGACUUCACCAUUCCCUUGGGGAAGAACUUGAAGAAAGUGAGCCCUAAGUUCUUAACCACUUCUCAGAAAAGGAACAUUAAGAGGCAAAGCUACCUUAACGAGGUCUCUCAGAGGAAUGACUCUGUUUUCUUUUCUACCAUCGGCGCCUUUGUAAUCCUUCCGCCUUUGUUGAUCCUUGGGAUUGCUAUUUUGACUGGCUAUGUUCAACUCUUUCCUUAAGUAUGUGUACAAUAAAUGAUGAACAUAAUCCUUUCUUUCAA
This is a messenger RNA of Brassica napus (rape), 657 nucleotides long. RefSeq lists its product as uncharacterized. The coding region runs from base 68 to 616 and encodes 182 amino acids. Gene Ontology annotation, cellular component: chloroplast. NCBI's taxonomy places the organism in Eukaryota, Viridiplantae, Streptophyta, Magnoliopsida, Brassicales, Brassicaceae. The transcript has 3 exons. The record is from RefSeq and is a predicted model, not a curated record.